Messenger RNA from Phytophthora sojae, 789 nucleotides. RefSeq lists its product as hypothetical. Gene Ontology annotation, molecular function: protein kinase activity; ATP binding. The record is from RefSeq and is a predicted model, not a curated record. The coding region runs from base 1 to 789 and encodes 262 amino acids. NCBI's taxonomy places the organism in Eukaryota, Oomycota, Peronosporomycetes, Peronosporales, Peronosporaceae. The transcript has 5 exons. Gene Ontology annotation, biological process: protein phosphorylation.
AUGGACGACCUGGAGGAGCUGCAGCUGCUGGGGCGUGGAGGCUACGCGAGUUCGUCCGACCUCUACGCGUUGAAACGUAUUCCGAGGUCGAAGAUUGUCUCGGAGCAGCAGAAACUGCGGCUGGAAGCGGAAAAAUUCGUUCUGCUGCACGCUACGAGUCCGUUCCUGUGUCGAGGCUUUGAGAGCUUCGCGACGACGGCGCAAGUUGCAUUUCUGCUGGAAUUCAUCGACGGCCGAGCGCUGUACGAGUGCGUGUGGAAGUACAGAGAGACGGGGAAAUUCCCGGAACACGUCGCCAAAUUCUUCGCAGCGCAACUGGUGCUGGCGCUGCGCGAUCUGCACGCUCAAGGGUUCAUUCACCGAGAUCUAAAGAGUGGAAAUGUACUAGUGGGGAAGGAUGGGUUUAUCAAAGUGAUUGACUUUGGACUGGCGAAAAAGCUUGUCGGUGGAGCUGAUGGAGAUCCCACGGAGCGCACUCAGUCCAUGUGUGGGACGCAUUACGUCAUGGCUCCGGAAGUGUUUUACCGUGAAGCCUACGGGUUUGCCAUAGAUUGGUGGAGCUUGGGUGUCGUAAUCUACGAGAUGGCUGUUGGGCAUCCGCCGUGGGAGUAUCAGUGCCCGGCCUACAGUACCAUGGACGAGUAUUUCCAGCUAAUAAAGCGCGUAGCAAGCUCGGCUCACAAUUACUCAGAAGAGCGACUAGGCGAUGAUCUGCGUUCGCUCGUGAGCGGAUUACUGAAGCUUAAUCCUCGCGAGCGUCUUGGAAGAAAUGGAGCAGCAGAGGUAUGA